AUGACAACUACCAAAACUUCCGCAAUCACUAAUCGAUCGAAUAGUAAUUCCAAGAGUCCUUCAUAUAAUCUAAAAACACGUGGACAUACUCGAGUACAGAGAGUGAAAGUAACUACAGUUGGUAAACCUGCUAAUUCAUUGGAAAAACAGCAACAUAGAAGCUGUUUGAGAUGUAAAGAGAGUGAUAUUAGUGUUAAAACUCUAACAGAACGUGUUGGAAGAAUAGAAGAUUUAGUUAAUGCACUCUCUAAAACUACCCAAAAUCUUUUCAAGCGAGAUGAUAAAUUAUCUUGGAGGUUAAAAGGGCUUGAUUUAACAACCUGCAGUCUCGAAGAAUUACAAAAAUUAGUGAUAACUACCACAAAUAUCAUGAUAUCACAAAAUAACAAACUUAACACUGCUACACCUUCCAGUUUAACCGUACCUAACGUUUCUCGUAAAUCUGGUCGUAAACAUGCUUAUAAACAACAAACUACUUCACCUAUCAUUCAUUCUGAACCUAUUGAAGAUGCUUCACAUGUAACAUUUGCAACACCAGUUCCUCCAAAAUUGGGUCGAACAAAGUCUAUUCGUAAAGAUUCUGGUUAUGUUGAGUCUAAGCAAACAGAUUAA
Messenger RNA from Cetraspora pellucida, 612 nucleotides. Lineage: Eukaryota; Fungi; Glomeromycota; Glomeromycetes; Diversisporales; Gigasporaceae. The record is from the annotation of a GenBank genome assembly.